UAGUUUUGGAGGCAUAUAAUAGCCUAUGUAGAGAAAUUUGUGCUGUGAACACAUUUUUAUGAAAGUGCAUCAGAACAAAAGUGUAAUCCGCCAAUUUACAGCGACAGUGAUAAAUGGGUUGUAUGGUUCAUUAGUUUAUCACGUUUUAACAGAUUGCAAAUCCCAGUUUCCCAGUAGAACACAUGUUUAAAAACGUAGUGAAAUAAACGAUGAGUAAUGUGAAAUUGCACUUGUUGACUGUGAGCCCAAUAAACCAAACUUAUAUCUCAAAGGAAAAAAAGGAUACUCGGCAUCAUCUGAUAUGGAAAGAGUUCGUUUUCCAUUGUGCGCAGUGGUGCGUAUCCAAGGCUGGACUAACUUCUCUGUGUUGCAUUUCUGAGUUGGACAACGACAUGCACUUUGAAAUAUGACCUUUCACCGACUACACUACGUUCGAUCUGUCAGAGAGCACGAGGAAGUGUGCCAACGAAUCACGUCGUCGGAUACGACGAGAAUUCACAUCCUAGCUCAGUGCACAUCUGUCAAGUCAUACGACGAAAAUGUUUUUUUUUUUUUUUUGCCAGCUGUAGUUUCUGCAAAAAAAACCCGCAUUUUCCAUUUGCAUUUUCGGCAGCCAAUUCGUCGCUCAUGCUCAUAACUGAUGUCAAUCUCGCAGUUUAGGUUGCAGCGGCUGCACUAACCGUUCUGUGGACAGCGUUGUUGCAGACGCACUCCAACAUCUGCAAUUGAGCUUAAGUUGGUGAAGCGGGUGCACUUGGGGACCUGAAACAAAUAACAAAAAAAAAAUGAGCACGUGGAAAACGUACAGAAUGAUUGAUUCGGAAGUUCUGGAAUGGUAAAUGAGCAGACUGCAUGACCAUGCAUCGAAUUCUGCACAGAAGACGGGUUCGCACACUCCGGGUCGUCUGGUCGGUCAUGGCCGUAGUCGCGUUGUCGCUUGCCGUGUGCAGUGCAGUGUUUACGUUGUGUACAUGGCGACAAACUAGAGACCUGUCGAAGUCUAUCAAAACUCUGCGUGACCGCUUGGAUCAGGUGAAUAUGCAGCGUAAGGCUAUUGUCCAGCUUUUCCUGGAGAAGAGAGAACUGCUUACUGGACAGCGAGUGAGGAGAGAUGUGGGAGGGGGAAAAGGAAAAUCUGGAAAUACAAAGAAGGUGGCCUCUCACUUUGAAAUAACCAAAGAUUCCCUCCAAAAAGUGGGGGAUGAGGGAAUCAUUAAAGGUUGGACGGAACAGCACCUGAAUAUGACCCAAGCUGUACAUUAUAACUCAGAGACAGGCACUUUCAAAGUCAUGCGGAGGGGGGUCUACUUCCUUUACUGUCAAGUACACUUCAAUGAGAACAAGACUCAGUACGUGAAGCUGGAAGUGUCUGUGCCAAAAGGCCCCUUACUGCAGUGUACGGAGGGCUAUGGCACGACGCCAGCCGCUGGCUCGCACCAGUUCCACUUCCUGAAGCCCUGCCAAGUUUCUGGCCUGCUGCUGCUAGACAAGGGGGCCGAGCUAAAGGCUGUGACUGGGAAGAACUUCAGUUUGCAGGUCUCGGGCAAACACUACUUUGGUCUCUUUAAGGUAAACUAGACAAUCCAGAUGGCCUGUCAGACUACUAUAGGUUUUUUUUCUACAGCAGUCACAUUACUGGCUCCAAGGACCAUUACUGUUUUUUUUUGUUUUUGUUGAACCUGCAUCUGUAACUUUAAACUUCAUGCCUCGGCUAUUUUUCCACUCAGUCAUGGGGGAAGGCCUGGACUGAGAAAGGGAUAUUUCUAAAAGCACCUGUCAGUGGUUUAAAUGAGGAUUGUACAUACAUUGGUACCCAAAAUAAAGAAUCGAUCUGGAUGUUAAAGACUGUUUUUACAGUGGACCUUUUUUUGGACCUUUUUUUGGUUUGGAUGCAUAAAUUUUGGUAAAUGCAAAAAAAAAAAAAAACCCACUGUUUUAUAUAGCAUUUAAUUGUAAAAUGAAAUGGACAAUGCUCCAAGAACAUGGGACUGACCAGAAGGAUCACAGCAUGACCAUAAAAACAGUUUGUGGGAUUUUUGACCACUGAAUGCUUGGAUGGACCAAACAGUUGCCCUGAAAAAGACAUGUCUGACCUUGGAUUAGUUCAGCUUGGCAAAAAGAACGUUUGGAUUUGUAGUGAGGACUAUUCUGAUCAAAUAAUCAUGUAUGAAACAGUACUUGGCAUGUUAUACUGAGUAUUUCACAGACACUGACCAUCUUAAGUCUGGUAUUUUGCUGUAAAGGUGGGAUAUACUGUACUGUAAGUCUUUGAUUUCACAUUGUGAAAACACAGUAUAGUUUGGGUUGAAGCAGUGGGGAAUCUUCUAAGGAUGUCACAAUAUACCUUUGUUUUU
Molecule: messenger RNA, 2354 nt
Organism: Electrophorus electricus (electric eel)
Lineage: Eukaryota; Metazoa; Chordata; Actinopteri; Gymnotiformes; Gymnotidae
Gene: tnfsf12
Product: TNF superfamily member 12
Biological process (GO): immune response
Cellular component (GO): membrane
Molecular function (GO): tumor necrosis factor receptor binding; receptor ligand activity
Source: RefSeq, a predicted model, not a curated record